Messenger RNA from Plasmodium gonderi, 5238 nucleotides. RefSeq lists its product as hypothetical. The record is from RefSeq and is a predicted model, not a curated record. NCBI's taxonomy places the organism in Eukaryota, Apicomplexa, Aconoidasida, Haemosporida, Plasmodiidae. The transcript has a single exon. The coding region runs from base 1 to 5238 and encodes 1745 amino acids.
AUGGCGACAUGUCAAAGUGCAUGUUUCGAUAUAGAAUAUUAUGACAAUUUUUGUAAUUUAAAAAUUGUGAAUAUUGACACGAAGAAAUAUGCAGAACGAUCAGGAAAUUUUUCUUCAUUUUUAAAAGCACACUCACAAAAAAACAGCAUUUCAUUGUGUAAGCAUAAUGAUAAAAAAGUUAAUGACAACAGGGACAGCUUGUAUGGAGGAAAAGAAUAUUUAUCUUUAUUAGGAAUCGAUAUAGCAUUUAAAAAUGAUUUUAAAAUUGAUUUAAGAAAUAAAAAUUAUGGGAUGGGAAGAACUGAGUUUUGUAAAAUCAAAAAAGAUAAAGGCAAAGAAGUAAAUGAAAAUAAUAUAUUCUCUAGUAUUGUUGAGGUUGAGGAACACAAAGGUGUAGUAUUCUGUAAACUGAGUGUUGGUGGUAAUAUUAGCGAAGAAUACAGGAAUCCUGGUAGAAGAAGUAAUCUGGACAAAACCUUAGCAUGUGUACGUCCAAGACGAAUAGACAAAAAAAUAAAGUAUUGUGAAGGUAAUAAGAGGACUGUGAAUCUUAAGAGAAAUUAUGGUAGAGGUAUAAGCGGUAUUAUCAUAUUGAAACAGCUGAAUAAAAAGAAGAAGAAAAAGAAGAAGAAAAAAAGGAAAAGAAAAGAAAAGUUCAAGGAAAGUAUUUGUUUCCCAGUGUAUGAUGCAUACAAAAUUUCAAAUUGGGGGGCAAUAAAAGAUACACAUAUAGGAAAUAAUAAAAUUGUGAAAAAUGUUAAUAGUGUAUGCCCUUCCCCGAAGGAGUUGUCACUUAUACAAGAAAACACAAAAGAGGAUAUAACAGAAUUAGCAAUAAUGAAAAAUACCAAUAAUUCAAAAGAUAAAAAUAUGAUUAACAGUGGGAAUAACAAGAACUUAUGCAAAAUGAAACGAAUUUAUAAUUGCAAAAAUAGGAGAAAUAUUUUUAGAACCAAUGUAAAGAUAAACAGAUUGAAAUGCUAUAUUAUGAAAAGAAUAGAAACAUUAAAAGAAUUGAUGAUAGAAGAAAAUAUAGCAUAUACUAGGAGAGCAAUAAAUAACAAUAUUGACCAUGAUAAUGAAUUCUCAUCAUCUAAUAGAACAAAAGAAGUAGAUAUCGCUAUUGAUGUUGACGCAAUGGAUAAGGAUGUAUUUGUGAAAAGCAGGAAAAGCACUUUUUUGAAAGAAACAUAUUAUUUAAUAUAUAAAUUUAAAAGAACGUUAAAAAGAUAUUUGAAAAAAUAUUUACAUAAAAAAAUUUUAAUUUUAAAAGAUAUCAAUAAAAAGAAAAGAAACACAACGAAUGAGAAAAUGUUACAUAAUUAUAUUAUCCAAUCAACUUCUGAUCAUGUUCGUAAAAACAUUGAUGACUAUUGUAGCUAUGUAGAUAAAUAUGUAAAGAAAUUUUUUCAUUCCUAUUUUUUCAUUUUACUUAAUAAAUUUUUUAAUUAUUACUUUUGUCGAUACAAUUGGAAAUAUAUAAAUUAUGCCAAUAAUGAUGCAGGGAGAAUGAAGGCGUUUGACAGUAAAAGAAUUUGUUAUUCUAAAAAUUCUCAUAAUUCUAAAUAUGCUACCAACAAUGAUGAUGAUGCUGAUACUGAUGCUGAUACUGAUGCUGAUACUGAUGCUGAUGAUACGUCAUAUAACAGGCACAAAUGUUCCUCCACCUUUAGGAAAAAAAUUUUUUUUUCUUCAUUGGUAAAUGGGAAAAUUAUCAUUGAACAGGAAGACAAGGAGGUUGUAGACCAAUGCUACUUACACCCUUUAUCACCCUCAAGUGUAAAUCACAAUAGAAAAGUGGAGAUCGAUCAAACUCGAAAAAAUCCAGACGAUGUUUUUUAUAACAGUUGCUUUAACCACACAAGGUCCUUUUCAUCAUUCACAGAGGAAAGUACCAUCGUAACAGAAACUGAUUUUAAUAUGAUAUAUGCGAAGCAUGAUGAUAAGCUGAAAAACAUAUGUGUAAUUGAGAAAACCAAGAAAAAGAAAGUUUUGUUUAAUGAAACUGUAUUUUCUGGAAAAAAUGGCGUCCACCUAGAUUGCACAUAUACGAAUGGUAGCAGAAGUGUAAUAAAAUGUCCAAUGUUUCAUAGUGAUAGAAUUGGUGCGAUCAACCGCAGUCUUAGCUCGAAUUAUUGUACGUGUUAUGGAGGUAGGACUGAUGGGUCUAUUUGUGGGAACAAGGAAAACAGUGAAAUUGAAUGCAACAAGGGGGAUAACUCUGGAAAAAGUAGGGAUAUCGCUAACGAUGGAAAUAAGGGCUGUACUGACGAUGGAAUUGACCAGGGAAGUAACCAUUGCACAAACAGUGAGCAUGGUGAUAGCAGUAGUGAUAAUCAAAAGAAUGGUAGCAACAGGGAGCAUGGUGAUAGCAGUAGUGAUAAUCCAAAGAAUGGUAGCAACAGCGAGCAUGGUGAUAGCAGUAGUGAUAAUCCAAAGAAUGGUAGCAACAGCGAGCAUGGUGAUAGCAGUAGUGAUAAUCAAAAGAAUGGUAGCAACAGCGAGCAUGGUGAUAGCAGUAGUGAUAAUCAAAAGAAUGGUAGCAACAGGGAGCAUGGUGAUAGCAGUAGUGAUAAUCAAAAGAAUGGUAGCAACAGGGAGCAUGGAAGUAGAAGUGGAGGAAGCAACAACGAGAGGGAAAAAAACUAUGACGACAAUGGAAAGGACAAUGGAAAGAACAAUGACAAAGACAGUAGAAAAGACAGUGGAAAGGAUGAUGGUAAUGACAGUGGAAAGGAUGAUGGUAAUGACAGUGGAAAGGAUGACGGUAGUGACAGCGGAAAGGAUGACGGUAAUGACAGUGGAAACGACAGUAGCAACGACAAUGAUAAGGAGAAAGAGGAAAAAGAUAAAAAUCGAAGGGGGGAAGUGAUCAAAGAUGAAAGAAAGGAACAAUGUUGUAUGAAUAGACAGGAUAGUGGACACGAAAAUUACUACAAAUUGAUUAGAGAAAUUGAAUUUUUAGAAAAAAAUGAAAACAUGAAAGAAUGCAUAUCCGUGAAAAAGAAUGAUUCCUUAGAUGCUACAGCAGAAGGGGAUGAGCAGAAAAUGAAGUUGUUUGUUGUUGAAAAUUGUGCAGUGAAACCUGAUACACCUGGAACAGAGAAGGAAGAUGAUUCAAAUAUGAGAUUGAAUAAUUCAUCAAAUGAGGAGAAUCAAAUUUUAAACAUGAAUCAGAUAACAAUACACACGUCUAGUCAUGUUAGUCAGCCUUUAAAAUUGCCUCUAUUACCAGAAAUGAGUCAUCCGAAUUCAUUUUCGUCCCAUUCCCCGCGAUGUAAUAGUGCAUGUAGCAGUGGCAGCAGUAGUGGUAGUGGUAGUGGCAGCGGUAGUGGUGAUGGGGGUGGUACAGAUAUUUGUAGCGAUAGUGGUAGCUGCAGCAAUAGUAGUGGUAGUGGUGUGCACAAUAGUAACAGCAAUACGAACCAAGGAAAUAGCAAAAGUUUCCCGAAUCAAUUGAAUGAUCCUGAUUUUGAAGAGGCAUGUGAUAUUAGACUUAUGAACACACCAGAGAACAUGAAAUUUUCACAAUCACCUCCUACAAGUUCUUUGCAUGCAUCAUCUUUGCAUCUAACUGAUGUGAAUGAGUUAGUUUUAUCACCAAAUCAACAAAUUUAUUCAAAUAGCCCUAUAAAAUCACCCAGCAAUACGCCUCUAUCUCCUGCUUCCCCGCUUUUUGAAUCUAAUUAUAAUGAAGAGAAUAUAGAAAAAGUGAACUCGAAUUAUUUAGUUUCAUCACCAUAUAGAAAUGACAUAUUUUCAGAAUUCGACAUGUUGGGUUCAUUUUUUGAAUCGUUGGAUGAGCUAGAAAAUAAAAGUGAUUAUACAGAGAGUAGUAGCAAUGAAAAUUCAAAAUUUAGUAAUGAUUUUUCCCUAGAUAUGUGUAGUUCUAAUAAAGGGAAAAAAAGAAAUAUACAAAAAGAUGAAGUCAUUUACAAUUUUAAGAGAGACAAUUACAAAAAGGUAUUCCAUGCAUGGUGUACCAAAGGUAAACACGAAUUGAAUUACGACAACAAAAAGUUUAAUUCUGUUAUGGAAUGGAUAAAUUAUAUAGAAGAAUUGAUGUCUCAUGAAGAGCUAAAUGAUAAGAAGGAGGGAGAAGCACAAGAUCCGCAACCUCAGCAACCGCAGCAACCGCAGCAGCAUCAAAUGGAAGAGAGGGGACAAUUGCAGGAGCAGCAACUGGGCACCGAAAUAAAACAGGAGCAAAAUCGUGGAAAACAGGGCGAGCAGGAACAGGAACGUGGAAGAGAGGAUGAACAGGGGCGCGGACGAGAACAUGCACAAGAACAUGCACAAGAAGGAAUGAUCAAAGUAGACUUAAACCCCACCUUUUUGAAUGACGAAAAUAUGUACCAGAUGAAUAAUAGCACUUUUCACAGUGAUGAAUAUAUACCCAUGGGGAAAGAAAGAGAAUCCCUUGGCAUUGAAGUGGAUUAUGCAGUUGGUGCUGAAGUAGAUUACGGGGUUGGUAUCAGAGAUAAUUAUUCUUCUGGUAUCGGAGUUGAUUGCUCGGCUGAUAGUGGAGUUGAUUAUAUGGUUAGUAGCAUGGCCGAUUACAUGGUUAAUAGCAUGACAGAUUAUACGGUGAGAAAUAAUGGACUUGGGAACGACAGUUCUCAAGGAGAAUAUUAUAAAGAUAGUGGUGAUAAUAUGGAGGAUAUUAAGGGGGGUAAUUGUGACAACAUCUUAGACAACCAAAAUAUGAAUGUGGAUUUAAAUAACACAGAUCUGAAAAAUUCCUUCGUAGGAAAUAAUUUGAAUCACUACGAGAUACAUCAGGGAGAAGGAAAUACAAACAGCUUGAAUAAUAAUUGUUCUCUUUCUUUUCCAUUAAUAACAAAACCAAAUUAUGAUGAUAAUUCUGCUUCGAAUAUUUUCCACGGGGAACAGAAUUUGCUACCUGAGUAUAACAACGCUGAAGAUAACAUCACAUAUUGUAAUAAGGACAUGAUGCAAGAGCAGAAUAGUUAUUUUUCUGUUUCAGCAUUGAAUAAUGAACAAAUUCUGAACAAUUCGUGUGAUGAUAGGAGUAGUAGACUUGCGUGGAACGAUGACGUAAGCAGAGAAGGUAGUAGUAACAUUGGUGGUAACAUUCCAGGGAAUCACAAUGGCCAGAUAAACCAAACCGUUGACAAGGAGAAAACAUUUUGUGGUCAAAUAGAUACUGAAAAAGUAAUGACGGAAAAUGUAAAAGAAUCAGGGGAUAGUAAAAUACAAUCUCAUCAAGCUUUGUAG